Messenger RNA from Marchantia polymorpha subsp. ruderalis, 2249 nucleotides. Lineage: Eukaryota; Viridiplantae; Streptophyta; Marchantiopsida; Marchantiales; Marchantiaceae. The record is from the annotation of a GenBank genome assembly.
CCACUCUGAUCUAGUGGAUUAUCCUUGUAUCCUGCGAGCGCUUCUCCAAAUCGUACAGGCCGCGCUUAAUUCAGGACGGUCGAGCACGAGCACGAGCGCCUGAUCGAGAGCUGGGACUAUGGCGUCCGCAGUGGGAAGCAUGGCUGCAGUGAAUGCCGCGGCUUCUUUGAAGCCCGUGGAAAUCAGCGCUUCGAAGAGCGUGAAGAAUGCUCAGUCUCUGGCCUCUUCUUCCGCGUUUUCUCGUCUCUCCUUCAACGAUGUGCACCGGAGGCAGAGCAGGAGUGCUGUCGCCCGCAAGGGUGCCGUCCGCACCAAUGCCAUGGCCAAGGAGCUGUAUUUUAACAAGGACGGUUCCGCCACGAAGAAAAUGCAGGCCGGAGUGAACAAGCUGGCCGACCUCGUCGGUGUCACCCUUGGCCCUAAGGGUAGGAAUGUUGUUCUUGAGAGCAAGUACGGGUCUCCCAAGAUUGUGAACGACGGAGUGACUGUCGCGAAGGAGGUGGAGCUUGAGGACCCCGUUGAAAACAUCGGAGCGAAGUUGGUGAGACAAGCUGCUGCCAAGACCAAUGACUUGGCCGGAGAUGGAACAACAACAUCUGUCGUGUUGGCUCAAGGUCUCAUCGCAGAGGGUGUUAAGGUUGUCGCCGCAGGUGCCAACCCAAUUCAGAUCAUUCGCGGAAUUGACAAAACUAUUGUUGCCCUUGUUCACGAGUUGAAGCUGCUGUCCAAGGAGGUCGAAGACAGUGAAUUGGCUGAUGUCGCCGCUGUCAGUGCCGGAAACAACGAAGAGGUCGGAGCUAUGAUCGCCGAGGCAAUGAGCAAGGUCGGAAGGAAGGGUGUUGUCACCUUGGAAGAGGGGAAGAGUGCUGAGAACAGUCUGUAUGUUGUCGAGGGAAUGCAGUUCGAGAGAGGAUACAUCUCUCCCUACUUCGUAACUGACCCAGAGAAGAUGACCGUGGAAUACGACAACUGCAAAUUGUUGCUCGUCGACAAGAAGAUCACUACUGCUCGCGACAUGAUUGGAAUUCUGGAGGACGCCAUCCGCGGUGGAUACCCUCUACUUAUCAUUGCUGAGGAUAUUGAGCAAGAAGCUUUGGCCACUCUUGUGGUGAACAAGCUUCGUGGGUCCUUGAAGGUCGCUGCCCUGAAGGCACCCGGGUUCGGAGAGCGCAAGAGCCAGUACCUGGACGACAUUGCUUGCCUUACUGCAGGAACUGUGGUCAGAGAUGAGAUUGGCCUGUCUUUGGACAAAGUUGGAAAGGAAGUGUUGGGGAACGCUGCCAGGGUUGAGCUCACCAAGGACUACACCACCAUAGUCGGUGAUGGGACUACCCAAGACGCCGUCAGCAAGAGAGUUGUUCAAAUUCGAAACUUGAUCGAUAACGCCGAGCAAGAGUACGAGAAGGAGAAGUUGAACGAGAGGAUCGCAAAGCUUUCGGGAGGAGUUGCCAUUAUUCAAGUUGGCGCCCAAACAGAAACCGAGCUCAAGGAGAAGAAGCUUAGGGUUGAGGAUGCUCUCAAUGCAACGAAGGCCGCUGUUGAAGAAGGCAUCGUCGUCGGAGGAGGAUCAACUCUCUUGAGACUAGCUGCGAAGGUCGAUGCUAUCAAGGCAACCCUUGAGAACGAUGAGCAAAAGGUCGGUGCCGAUAUUGUGAAACGCGCUUUGAGCUAUCCUUUGAAGCUUAUCGCCAAGAAUGCAGGAGUUAACGGAAGCGUCGUGGUGGAGAAGGUUUUGUCGAAUGACAACCCUAACUGGGGAUACAAUGCCGCCACCGGUGUAUAUGAGGAUCUGAUGGCCGCAGGAAUUAUCGACCCAUCUAAGGUCGUAAGGUGCUGCCUCGAAAAUGCCUCAUCGGUUGCGAAGACCUUCUUGACAUCGGAUGUCGUUGUCGUGGAGAUCAAAGAGCCGGAACCCGCGCAACCAGCAAACCCUAUGGAUAACUCAGGUUACGGAUAUUGAGCACAGUAGCUAAGGAAGUCAGACGAUACGAAUUCGCCAUUAGAAAGAUGAGUGAGAUAAAUGCUGGGUUUUUGCUCCCGAUGUUAUAUGUUAGCAAAUUGCGGAAUUUAGUGAGCCAAAAUUGAGGUAUUGAUAUCCUGAAGUUAGCAGCAAUAUCUCUUUUGGUAACAAUUGAUGAGCUGUAGAUGGAGUCAUCAAUGAUUUAACAUAGGAUGGGUUGGACAUGUCCAUCCCAAAGUUGUAGAAUUACCUGUUGAAUAAAGUACACAAUCUAAAGAUUGGAAUCAAA